Messenger RNA from Planococcus citri (citrus mealybug), 2830 nucleotides. RefSeq names its product solute carrier family 12 member 8. Gene Ontology annotation, molecular function: potassium:chloride symporter activity. Gene Ontology annotation, cellular component: membrane. NCBI's taxonomy places the organism in Eukaryota, Metazoa, Arthropoda, Insecta, Hemiptera, Pseudococcidae. Gene Ontology annotation, biological process: chloride transmembrane transport; chloride ion homeostasis; potassium ion homeostasis. The coding region runs from base 393 to 2330 and encodes 645 amino acids. The record is from RefSeq and is a predicted model, not a curated record. The transcript is spliced from 13 exons.
ACAACAAAACAUAAAAAUAAAAAACUUUUCCGGACUCCUCAUUCGAAAAGUUGCAAGUUCGAUUAGAAUAAUUCGUUCGAUGAUUAAUCGCGUCGAGUUUCGCGAUCAUGUUACUUAUUUUAGGUUAGAACAAAGUAAUUACUUUCAUCGUAUUUAUUCUACCGACCGAUGAACCAUUAAUCAUGUUAAACGUUAUCGAACGCUGUAAUAUCAUUGCUUCAAACCAUAAUAACGUCAAAAUAGCAAUGUUUCCACGAUAGCUUUUUGUACAAGCUUCAUUACAUCGCAGAGAAGUAAAAUCCCAACGCCAGUAUACAGAUGGAAAUUUGUGUUUUGUUGAAAGAAAAUAUAAAGAUAUUGCAUUCGUUGGCUGAAACCGAUGCUUUGAUGGUAUGGAAAGAACAAACGCCAAUAGAUCCAAGAAUGUAGAUUUAAGUAAAUUCGGAUUAGCAGUUAACGAAUCUCAGAAUACAAACAAUGAGGUAGAAUUCAUCGGAUGUGGAGCUGACGGUUAUAGGCCUGCAAGUCGUAAUGAACUAUUCGCCGGAGAACAAAAUGAAGAACCUUGGUGGAAGACUCAGUUCUUCAUUUCAGAACCGGUGUUAUUUGGCAUGUGGGAUGGCGUAUUUACAUCUUGUUUAAUAAAUAUUUUCGGAGUAAUCGUCUUCCUCAGAUCAGGAUGGUUAGUUGCUCAAGCUGGUAUCUUGAACGCUGUAUUUAUCGUAUUAUCUACGAUCGGAAUAGCGUUAAUAUCAGUCUUAUCAGCUGUGGGUAUUUGUGAAAGAUGUCGAGUCGAAAGUGGAGGAGUUUAUUUCUUACUAGCUCAUGUACUCGGACCUCGAUCAGCCGCAGCUGUCGGAAUAGUUUACGUUUUCGGUCAAGCUGUCGGUUGCAGCUUGAAUUUGGUCGGAUUUGGCGAAUCGAUGGCCGGAUUAUUGAACAUGACGUCGAAUAAAUGGGCUGAAAAGAUGUUCGCCAGCGCUGCUGUGUUUUUUCUAUGGAUUAUAAAUCUAGUCGGCGUUAAAUGGGUUAUCAAGCUGCAAUUUUUGUUACUUAUUUUACUGCUUUUGGCCGGAUUGGAUUUCGCUGUGGGAUCUUUCAUUCAUACUGACAUGAAGGAAGGUUUCGAGGGAUGGAUCAGCGAUAAUUUCGUCUCAAAUUUACUUCCUUCGUACGCCAACGGUUACAAUUGGUUUACGGUGUUCGCUGUGUAUUUCCCAUCGAUAACCGGUGUCAUGGCGGGUAUCAAUAUGAGCGGUGAUCUGAGCCAACCGUCGCAAGAUAUUCCCAACGGAACUUUCGCUGCCUUAUUUACUGCAACCGGUUUGUAUUUAAUUUUUGUGAUAUUUUUGGGCAGUACUUGCGUUAGAAGUGUACUGCUGACGGAUUUCACGAUCGCUGCCAAGGUUUCUGCAUUUAGUUUUCUAUUACUAGCCGGAGUAUACAUAUCGUCGAUGUCGAGCUGUCUAGGAGCACUGUAUGGAACUCCUCGAGUUCUCCAGUCGAUCGCCAACGAAAAAGUGAUCCCUAUUAUCAAUUUUCUGGGACAAGGGAAAGGUCCGAAUAAAAUACCAAUUUUCGCCAUGAUCGUUAUAGCUAUUACGAUCGUUAUAUUUACUUUGGUCGGUGAUAUCAAUACGUUAGCUCCGAUCGUAACGAUGCCAUUUUUAUUAACUUACAUUGCCCUGGAUUACGCUUAUUUCGCUCUGGCGCAGACUUUCGAUAUCCAGCAUCAAAGGGAACAACGAUAUAAAAAAUCAGUUAGAAGCAGCCAAGGAUAUCAGUCGUGUUCGCCUACCAGUGACGAAUGCGAAGAUCUCGAUAGUUUAUUUCCUGAACGAAAUACUCGACAUGUCAAUAAUAAUGCUAAUCUCACUGAAGAUUCGCCGAAUGUAACGGUUCACAGUAAAGCUGGCAACUGGUAUUCUGGUUUUUGCAACAGAUGGCUUUCGUUAUGCGGAGUCGUAUUGAAUAUCGCUAUAAUGUUUAUAAUCGAUAGUAAAUACGCUCUGGCUACGUUCGCGACGGUGUUCGUAAUAUGGUGUUAUAUUGGUCUGACUAAUCCAGCUGUGAAACCAGGAGCAGCGAACGAAUUUCAUUUUUUACGAUUUAUACGUAAAACUAUACUAAGAAUACUCAGGAAACGAACUUACGAAUACGAAGAAAUAAUCGUAACCCCGAUUCACCCUCCGUCCGAAAUACAACCUUCGCAACUAACCGAAGAAAACCAAGAUUUCGCCGGCCGUCAAAGAUUUCAUCAGACAGCCAAUGUGCAACCUUUAAUAGGCAAGCAAAGAAUGUCUACGGAAACAGUACAAAUUUUACAAUGAUCCCUCCUCUUCUAUUCUCUCAGUCGAUAGAUUGUUUAAAUGUGUAAGUUCCUAAUCAUUAAUUUGUUUAUACAGUUGAUCUUAUUACUGUAAUCUUUUCCAUAAGUACGAGUACCAAGACCCAGGAGAAAGGUAUCAGCUCAUCAGCUGCGAAAUUUUGUUUAUUUUUGUAUCAACAGAUUCCCUAUUUAUUUAUUUUUUCUAGAAAGAUUUCCCAGUACUUAAGUUAUGUGUAAACAGCGAACGUUGUUUAUUACGAAUUUGGCUGUGGUAUUGUUUUUUUUUUAAAUUAUUGUCUUUUUUUUAAUUUUUAGGCAAUUGAAUUUUUUUAACAUUUUAAAAUCGAUAAUUCCGUACUAAAUCAAAUAUUAUGUAUUUUAAUUGUCUUAAUUUAUUUAUUUACAAUUUUAAACGAAUAAUGAAUGUUGGUGUUUGCUAUGUUUUUUUCGUAUAAUAAUUUCAUCUGUUUUAAUUGACGAUAAAACUUCUGCAUGUGUUUA